Messenger RNA from Lampris incognitus (smalleye Pacific opah), 995 nucleotides. Its product is annotated as inositol-tetrakisphosphate 1-kinase-like. Gene Ontology annotation, biological process: inositol trisphosphate metabolic process. Gene Ontology annotation, cellular component: cytoplasm. NCBI's taxonomy places the organism in Eukaryota, Metazoa, Chordata, Actinopteri, Lampriformes, Lampridae. The transcript has 8 exons. The record is from RefSeq and is a predicted model, not a curated record. The annotation marks the transcript as partial. Gene Ontology annotation, molecular function: ATP binding; inositol-3,4,5,6-tetrakisphosphate 1-kinase activity; magnesium ion binding.
AGCUGCUGGUGAGAAGCAGAACAGUUUCUCUGCUGUUCCAGAUUGACCUCAGUCAGCCGCUGGUGUCCCAGGGACCCUUCGACGUCAUCGUCCACAAGCUGUCUGAUGUCAUUGUGGAUGCAGAACACGACAGCCAGUCACAACAGCUUCUCACCAACUUCCAGAGUUAUAUGUCAGCCCAUCCUAGUACUGUUGUUCUGGAUCCUCUGCCUGCUAUGACCCGGCUGCUAGACCGCUUUGCUUCCUAUCGGAUCAUGAGCAAACUGCACAAUUCACUCCGAGACUGGAAGAUCUGCAGCCCUCCCUAUCUGGAGAUCCACAGUGCCGGUGAUGUGUCGUCCAUCCAGCAGGCCGUGGAGGCCCAGGGCCUCGGCUUCCCUCUCAUUUGUAAAACCAGAGUGGCCCAUGGCUCACUUUCCCAUGAGAUGUCUCUGAUCUUCAGUGGAGGAAGUCUGGCCGAUAUCCACCCACCAUGUGUGCUGCAGAGCUUUGUCAACCACGGCGCGGUUCUACACAAAGUGUUUGUGGUGGGAGACCGACACUUCUGUGUGGAGAGACCCUCACUCAAGAACUUUCCUUCGGGCCCCUGUGACAGGAAGACCAUUUUUUUCAACAGCCAUGAGGUGUCCAAGCCAGAGUCCAGCUCCCACCUCACAGCGGUCAGUAUUACCAAAGAACAAAACCCCAAAAUCUCGGAGGCUGUGGCGGCUCUGGUGAAGGAGCUCCGAGCUCAGCUUGGCAUGGCCCUGUUUGGAGUGGACGCCAUCAUCAACAUCCACAGCCACACCCUCACCGUCAUCGAUAUCAACAUCUUCCCGGGCUACGAGGGAGUCCCCCACUUCCUCUCUUCUCUACUCACCUAUAUCGAGUCGCUGCUGGAGAGAGGAGCCGCCGCUGACCCCCGGCCUGCCCGAUGUCCCAGCUCUCCGCAGGCCGCAGGUGGCCAGUCGGCUCCGGCAGCAAACACCAAGACCGCCCCCGCAGCGGGCCGCUGA